Cladophialophora yegresii CBS 114405 is the source of this 690-nucleotide messenger RNA. RefSeq lists its product as uncharacterized. Bases 1 to 690 code for a protein of 229 amino acids. Gene Ontology annotation, molecular function: amino-acid racemase activity. The transcript has a single exon. The record is from RefSeq and is a predicted model, not a curated record. Lineage: Eukaryota; Fungi; Ascomycota; Eurotiomycetes; Chaetothyriales; Herpotrichiellaceae.
AUGUCCUGGCAGACCACGGCCCUUUACUACCAAACCAUCAACACACACGUCGCCACCCGCCUAGGCGGCAUUCACAGUGCCAACCUCCUCCUCCGCUCCCUGGACUACAGCGACAUCGCUCGCCUCAUCACCACGCGAGACUUCGAGGGCAUGACCGCCAUGCUAGUGAGCCACGGCGUUGAACUAAAACGGGCCGGCGCCCCAGCGAUCACCCUGUGCGCCAACGUGGCGCACAAGGCCGCCGACGCGCUGGUCACACAGUUAGACUUGCCGGUGCUGCAUAUCGUCGACUUUACGGCGGAGGAGGUCGUCAAGGGCGGACACCGACGGGUCGGACUGCUCGGCACGCGCGCCGCGAUGGAGGAGGACUUCUACGUCGCGAGACUGCGCGAGAAGUAUGGGCUGGAGGUUGCUGUGCCAGGGGCGGAGUCCCGAGAACGGGUCGACGGCUUGAUCUUCAACGAGUUGAGUAAGGCGACGAUUGAUCGGGAUGUGAGGCAGUCUUUCCAUGACGCGUAUGCGAGCUUGGUCCGCGAGCAGGGCGUCGAGUGUGUCGUAUUGGCGUGUACGGAGUUCAGACUCGUCUUUAGGGCGGAGGACUUUACUGUGUCGACGUUCCGAGACGACGACUUUGCACGCGAAGGGGGUUGCGGAAUGGGCGCUUCAGAGGUAGACUUGGACUUGGGAUGA